GCGAUAUUUUUUGUUUUUCAUGUUGAAAUUGAAGCCAUAGCUUGAAAAUAUAUUAAAUAUUGGGUGUAUUUGUAGAGUAAUGUUAAUUCCUAGUCGGUUAAGACAUAAACAUGCACUUUUCAAUUCCUGACUUACAACAAUUUCGCGACGACAAUGGAAUUAAUUAUACGGGAUACAAUAUACACAUUGAUGGAUUUUUUCACUGCACGACGAGAUAUAAGCAGCUGCUUAGCCUGCACGAACAACUGCAGGCACAAUAUGGACAUAUCAAGUUACCUCAAUUUCCUCCAAAGAAAUUAUUUCUUACUAAUUCUCAAUUAGAAGAGAGGAGAGUUUUGUUAGAGAAAUACAUUCAACUAGUUGGACAAAGUCCCGUGUUGUCAAACUCGGGUAUCCUAAAUACAUUCCUUCUUUCUGCUCAACAAGAGACACAUUCUGUGAAGAUGCAUGUUGUGGACAUUGAAAUAUUCUUAAUGAAUGGGUACAGAAUACCAUUGUCAGUUUCAUCUACUGACUCCUCGAGCACAGUGCUGGAUAUUGCUUGUAAUUAUGUAAAUUUAUCAAAAGAUUUAGUAAAAUACUUUUCACUAUUCCUGUUCAAUUGGAGCUGUGCAAAGGACAGCCAGCCUUGCUUUAAAAAGUUGGAGGAUUAUGAAUCUCCACAUAUAUCUCUCAAAUACGUAAGACCAGAUGAUAAGAUAGUUUUAAGAAAAAGUUACUGGGAUCCAUGCUAUGAUGUUGAUUUAAUGAUAGAUAGAGUAUCAAUUGAUUUACUUUAUCUCCAAAUUAUAGAAGAAUUGGACUUAGGGUGGAUUGUAGCUGAUACUGAAACAAAAGAGAUCUUAGCUGGCUAUGAAUCUAAAAAACAAAAGAGAGAGUAUAUAGAAUUGGCGCGGACGCUACGCCGUUACGGCAGUAUACCUGCGGGUGACGCGAUCACGGAUGCCAGUAACGUGUGUGACCCAACCGCUACCACGGCGAAAGUACGGGUGCACCUCACAGCUAAGGACCUGACUGUGACGUGCACGGCACACCCAGAUCACGAACGUAAAUAUAAAAUCACAAAAAUGAGGUGCUGGCGAAUCACUACUAUACAUAAUUUUGAUCAUCAACAGACUAAUGGCCACAACUCUUUGCUGGAAGAGCCCAAUAAGAACUUUGAACUGUCGUUUGAGUAUUUAAUGAAUAAGGACAACCUUGUUUGGGUCACACUAAGGACGGAAAAUGCAGUUUUCAUCAGUGUGUGCUUGCAGUCGAUCGUGGACGAGUUGAUGCGAGCGAAGAGCGGGUGGGGGCCGUCGUCGCCGCGGGUGAAGCGAGCGAGCCUCACGUACCUGCGCCGCGACGGCUCCAGCCAACUCAUCACGCCCUCCUCCUCUAGUGACACGCUCAGCUCCAAUAACGGGGACUCAUACACGUCAGGAAGCUCCAGGGAGAUAUUCUCAGUGCAGAAACUGACUGAGAAGUUUGCAUCGGUUGCCUUUAAGUCCGGAAAAGACUGCGUAGAAAAUAAUGCUUUCGAAUGCAUCGGAGAUGAUGAGUUGUAAAUAAUUUGCAAACUUUAUUUCCAAAGAAC
This is a messenger RNA of Aricia agestis (brown argus), 1576 nucleotides long. RefSeq names its product sorting nexin-17 (gene Snx17). The record is from RefSeq and is a predicted model, not a curated record. Bases 111 to 1547 code for a protein of 478 amino acids. Gene Ontology annotation, biological process: intracellular protein transport. Gene Ontology annotation, cellular component: early endosome. NCBI's taxonomy places the organism in Eukaryota, Metazoa, Arthropoda, Insecta, Lepidoptera, Lycaenidae. Gene Ontology annotation, molecular function: phosphatidylinositol binding. The transcript has 8 exons.